Molecule: messenger RNA, 4508 nt
Organism: Megalobrama amblycephala (Wuchang bream)
Lineage: Eukaryota; Metazoa; Chordata; Actinopteri; Cypriniformes; Xenocyprididae
Gene: ubr1
Product: ubiquitin protein ligase E3 component n-recognin 1
Exons: 41
Coding region: 37-4341 (1434 amino acids)
Biological process (GO): protein ubiquitination; ubiquitin-dependent protein catabolic process via the N-end rule pathway
Cellular component (GO): cytoplasm; ubiquitin ligase complex
Molecular function (GO): ubiquitin protein ligase activity; zinc ion binding
Source: RefSeq, a predicted model, not a curated record
UGUGUUGCUGUGGUGACGCUUUGCGGCAUUUGAAUCAUGGCGGAGUCGCAGAACGGUGUACAGUUGAGCACGAAAUGGCAGGAGGCUUCGAACAGAGGAGCUGCUAUACUCCGCUAUUUGGGGGAGCAGGUCCCCCUUAUUUUCUGCCUGGAGACAGAGCCGCAACAAGGGGAGGAGGAGCAAAAGGUUGAGGAACGCCUCCUGUAUCCUCUGGAGUGCUUUCUUUUUGGGGAGGACCCCUGCAUCGGCCUGGAGAAGCUCCAACAAUACAACAGCAGCUCAUCGGCUCAGCUGUGUGGACGUGUCUUUAAAGAGGGCGAGACUGUCUACUCCUGCAGGGAUUGUGCAAUAGAUCCUACCUGUGUACUCUGCAUAGAAUGCUUCCAGAAGAGUGUGCACAAAAGUCAUCGCUACAAGAUGCAUGCCUCAGCAGGAGGAGGUUUUUGCGAUUGUGGCGACUUGGAGGCUUGGAAGACCGGACCCUGCUGCUCUCAACACGACCCUGGCAAUUCAGUUACUAUGGAAACGGACGAGUGUGUGAUGGAUCCAGACCUUCAGGAAAGGGCUCAGAUGCUGUUCCACCUGCUGCUGCGGUACACGACAGACAUGCUGGUUUGGGAAGAGAACAAUGAACUAUCAGAAGAGCUGAAGCCAAAAGUGAAAGAAGACACCUACUACUGUGUGCUCUACAACGAUGAACAUCACUCAUAUGACCACGUCAUCUACACACUUCAGCGAGCAAUCGCCUGUGACCAGAAUCAGGCUCAAAUCUACACUGCACUCAUUGACAAGGAAGGGCGGAAAGCAGUGAAGAGAGGUACCCUCAGAUCCUGUCAAGAAGCCAAGGAAAAUAUAAGGCGUAACUCAGAGCACAUUAUCCAGAAACCUUUGCGGGUGGAGAUUCUUCACUCUGCUGUUAUGGCUCAUCAGACCUUCGCCCUCAGACUUGGCGCAUGGUUCCAGAAGAUCAUUGGCUACUCAGUUGGCCUCAGGGAGGUGUUCUGCCAGGUGGCUUUGGAGCCGGCCACUGACAACGAUAAACUCUGCUUGAUCAGUCGACUCAUGCUGCAUGAUGCCAAACUUUAUAAAGGGGCCCGCAAGGUCGUCCAUGAGUUAAUUUUCAGUAGUUUAUUGAUGGACACCGAAUACAAGAGGCAAUUUGCCAUGAAAUUCACAGAGCACUACAAGCAGCUUCAGGAAGACUUCAUCAGUGAUGACCAUCAGAGGAACAUCUCAAUCACAGCCUUGUCUGUGCAAAUCUUCACUGUUCCUACAUUGGCUAGGCAGUUGAUAGAGGAGGGCAACGUCAUCAAGGUCAUUAUAGACACUGUAAUGGAGAUGAUGCAGGAACAUCUGGACAACAACCACCGCUUCCACUUCCAGGGCCACAACCCCGACAAGUUCUUCCGGGUUCAAGUUAUCUUCCAUGACCUCAGGUACAUUCUAAUCAGCAAGCCCUCUGUGUGGACGGAGACAAUGAGGGUGAAGUUCCUCGAAGGUUUAUGCGUCUUUCUCCGCUUGCUUUGCUGUAUGCAGGGGAUGGAGGAGGUGAAGAGGCAGUUUGGUCAGCAUGUUGAAGUGGAGCCGGAGUGGGAGGCGGGCUUUACCCUCCAGAUGCAGCUACGCCACAUUAUUGCCAUGUUUCAGGACUGGUGUUCUUCUGACGAGAGGGUUCUGCUGUUGGCCUUUCAGGAGUGUCACAGAGCUCUAAUGUCCUGCACCAACCAGCCCUUCCGCAGCGAACCGACAGACAGCUACAUGUGCAAGCAGAUCCUCCACGCACGGUCGUACAAAGUCUCCCAGGAGCCCGUAUCCAUCCACCUGCCCAUCUCCAGACUACUGGCUGGUUUAUAUGUGCUGUUGUGCCAGACUGGAGCAAUCCGGUACCUCCCUGACUUUGUGGAUCCCGUGCAGCUGAACUUCACUGAGUUAGCGGAUCAGCCUCUGCGUUGUGUUGUGUUGGCGUCUCAGGUCAGUGCCGAUAUGUGGCGCAGAAACGGCCUGUCACUCGUCAGCCAGGUGUAUUAUUAUCAGGAUGUUAAGUGCAGAGAUGAAAUGUUUGAUAAGGAUGUUAUGAUGCUGCAGAUUGCUGCUUCCAAAAUGAACCCCAAUCAUUUCCUUAUGCUUGUCCUUUUGAGAUUUGAACUUUUCGAUAUUUUCAAUGGCAACUGCUCCAGUAAAGAUCAGGAAGUACUGAAACAGUGGAAUAGGUUAACAGAGGGGAUGCUCUACCUGAUAAUCGUCAUUGUUGGUGAGCGGUACGUACCUGGAAUAAGUCAUGUGACUAAGGAGGACGUGACUAUGAGGGAGGUUAUUCAUCUGCUCUGUAUUGAACCCAUGGCUCAUAGCAGUCUGGUCAAAAGCCUGCCUGAUAAUGAAGGCCAUGAUACAGGGCUUGAAAUGGUUAUCUCCAAGGUUGCCACUUUCAAAAAACCAGGAGUGUCAGGCCAUGGCUUGUAUGAGCUGAAGAAGGAAUAUCUGAAAGAGUUUAACCCUUUCUUCUAUCAUUAUUCCAGACCACAGCAUAGUAAGGCAGAAGAGGCUCAGAAGAAGAGAAGGACCCAAGAUGGUAGUGAUAAAGCUCUCUGCCCCCCAGUUCCCCCUCCCUUUUGUCCAGCAUUCUCAAACAUAGUGCAUCUGCUCUGCUGUGACGUCUUCAUCCAUGUUCUGAGGAGAAUUCUCCAGAAAGCGGUGGAGGACCGCUCCAACCGAUGGACUGAACCCAUGAUCCAGAUGGCCCUGCACCUUGUAGGCCAGGCUCUACUGGAGGAAAAAAUGCAGUUGGAAAGCAGCAGUGCUGAAGAUGUGACCUUUGACUUUAGUCUAAAAGCACAAAAAACUGGUUCUGAACAUGGAAAAUCUUUGUUCCACUUCCUGAACAAAAUGAAGUCUUUACCUUCUCUGGAAGCUCAGAAUGACAUGAUCACAUGGAACUUACAGAUGUUUGAGGUGGUGAAGUGUCUUCGGGAGAAAUCUGGUCCUGUAGCUUCAUUUGCCAUAGAUCGCAGCAAGUCAGAAGAGAGUGUUCAGGAUAAGGAGAAAGCCGAGCGGAAGAGGAAGGCUGAAGCUGCUAAAGCACACAGACAGAAGAUCAUGGCUCAGAUGUCGGCCAUGCAGAAGAACUUCAUAGAGUCGAACAAGAUGCUUUAUGACAACGUGCCUGAGAGCUCGAGUCAGAGCGACGUCACCGCGUCUGUGGAGAGCUGUGGGAUGGAUGUGGAUGAGAGCAGAGUGGCUGUGGGACCUCAGCAGGGUGUUUGCUCCACAGACUGGGAGACUAUGACCUGCAUCCUGUGUCAGGAGGAGCAGGAGGUUCAGGCUCAGGCAGCAGCCAUGGUUCUUACGGCAUGUGUACAGAGAUCUACAGUUCUCACCCAGAACCGUGGAAAGACACUCACCACCAAAGAAGGCUGCUACCCCCUCUUUAUGCCUCCUGAUCUGGCUGUGGGCACACACACCGGCAGCUGUGGACAUGUGAUGCAUGCCACCUGCUGGCAAAAGUACUUUGAAGCUGUGCAGAACACCACUCGGAAUCGGCUGCAUGCAGAGCUGAUCAUAGACCUGGAGAAUGGAGAGUACAUGUGUCCGCUUUGCAAGUCCCUGUGUAACACGGUCAUCCCGCUGAUCCCGGUGGAGCCCAGCAAGAUUAACUAUGAGAGUGCCGAGUUAGUUGGUCAGCAUCUCACUCUUGAGCGCUGGGUUCAGAUUAUUUCUUCUCGCAUCAGAGGGCUGAGAGCCACAUGGGAAGCAGACAAUAACAGUGAGGCAGCGGUUGAGGAAGCAAUGGCACUUUUUGACGAGUGUCAAGCUGAUUUCAGAUCCAUUCUCAGUUUUGGAGUUCAAGAGCCGCCGAAGUUCUCUCGCAGUAUCACAGAGAUGUUGGGGGUCUGUGCGACCACAGUGCACAGGGUGGGACUGCAGACGGCUCCCAAUGACCUGUGCCCGUACGUGCCUGUCAUGUCCUGGAACACUUGUGCCUACACCAUCCAGUCCAUCGAUAACAUGUUACAGGAAGAGGGGAAGGCUCUUUUUGGAUCCCUCCAGAACAGACAGCUCUCUGGACUCAAAGCAGUGGUGCAGUUUUCAGCUGCUCAGAGGCUGAAAAGCAGUCAAGCUGUCAUACAGAAGCACUUUACUGAUAUGUUAGCAGUCCUGGUACCUGUUCCUAAUGUAGAAAACACACCAUCAAUAUUAGAAGUGGAUUUCUUUCAUCUGUUGGUGGGGCUGGUUCUGUCCAUCCCAGCGUUGUAUCAGGAAGAGGCUGUAGACCUGCAGCCUUCAGCAGUCAGCACAGCGUUCAAUCACCUCUACCUGCUGCGCCUGGUCACUAUGGCCACAUGAUCCAGGUGCCUGCUGGCCUCACACGAUUGUGCUGUGAUAGGAAUGGUGGAGGAGGGCGAUGAGGCCCAGGCUGCAGCAGAACUCUUCUCUCUAGUCUCACAACACACAGAUGGGUUGAGACCUGGUGUAUCUGGCUUCACCAUAGAGAGUGUGAAGAGAGGUGUCCU